AAUAAACCUUAAUGUGAUGGACCCUUCCGCCUCAGAAGAAGCUCUCUCGAUUUCACGCGACUCGCACUUAUUUACAUUCCUCCCUGUCAACCAACCCAGCUCACCGGACAGCCAACGAGCGAAACGCGGCUAUCAAUCGUGUGACAAUUGCCGCGACAAGAAAAAACGAUGUGUGACUGCAGUUGGUGAGACCAAGUGCCAACGAUGCCAAGAAGAGUCAAAGCCCUGCUUGGUUACCCAUCAGAGAAAGAAGAGGAAAUUGCGACCGUCAGUAGGCAGAGAAACACGGUUGGAGUUAGUUGACCGACCUCCUUCCCUCGACUCUGCGAAGGUAUCAUCUCCCGGUCGCCGUGAAACAACCAAGGAGCGAAUCUUGUCGACGAAGCUUCUCGAUGCAAGUGAUGCUCUUGAUCUGAUUGCAGUCGCGAGCUCGAAAGAGAACAUUGAUGAAGAGCGUCUGCAACGUGAGCGGCAUGAUCAUCGCGGUCUAGAUCUGCUAGCUCGUCCCUCAAAUGGAGGGCUUUGGACAGGAUGGAAACAAUUCUUCCUCGUCAAGAGAGGAAUCGUACGCGCCGAAGAAGUGGUCGAGUAUCUGAACUUCUACUUCUCCAUGCUAUGGCACCUGUUCCCAAUAAUCCCACAGCAUUAUGCAGCUCCCGAUCGCUAUGUUGCGCUAGCCACAGCGGAGCCUGUUCUUACCAUUGCUCUGGUCGCACUCGCAUCGAGGUAUCAUACGCUCAGUGAAUACAAUGGCAUAGCCCGUUCCGAACGAGUCCAUUGGCGCACCUGGACGUGGGUGCAGAAGCUCUUCCAGUCAGCCAUGUGGGGAUCAUCCGGGAUGCGCAGCUACGGUGCAAUUGCCGCCUUGCUGUUGUUUGUGGAGUGGCAUCCAAGAGCAAUCAACUCGCCUGAGGAUUUCAUCAAUGGCGGCGGUGCGCCGGAGCUCUUUGAGCCACAUUAUCAACAUGACGACGAUCCUCAGACCCGACCAAGCAUACCAGAACAACUUAAUCUGAUAGCCACGGCGUACAAGAGCAACAAGAUGUCUUGGAUGCUGAUCUCCACUGCGAUCGCUCUGGCGCAAGAGCUCGGGUGUUUUGACGAAGAGACAACCAGCCGGACUGGGGUGACUCCUCUAAGUCACGAAUGGGCUCGAAUUCUGCGUACGUUUCUUCCACUCAUUGAUGAAGGGUUAGCCUUGCGACUACGGCUCGAACCGCAGCUGGCACUUGGACCCGGGCCAGACUUGACGGGCCAUAUGCCGUCUAGUAUGGCAGGGGACGCGCACUGGGAAAGUGCAGUGGAGCUCGGAGCACAUAUUCGCAAAGCACGAGAACUCCUUCGAAGCUGGAGAAAGAGCGAAGCUGGGUCAGGGGCUGGUGUACCUCUCGGCGCCUGGGAGGGUUUCCGGCGAGGUCUCGACCGCUGGAAAAGACAGAGAGACUUCAGCAACGAUGCUCAGAGCCUGUCACUACGGAAUUCUUGUCUGGAUAUUGAAUACUACUACGUCAGGCUCUGUGGCUUGAGCCCCGCGGCCCACAUCGUCGAGCGGCAGGCCGGCAACGAGACAUCGCUUUCGGACUUCGCAGACGAUGCCACCACAGCAUCCAUUGACAUGCUCCACUGCGUGCUGCAUAGACUGGUGCUUACAAGGGCUUUCAGGUACGUAGGGGUCAAGAUCUGGCUUCACAUCGUUUGUGCCGCAUUAUAUCUCUUAAAGAUUACCUUGAAAACGGAGGAAAGACUGGACCACUCGAGUCCGCGCAUUCGGCUCAUCCUGAAUGUUGUCGAUUCAAUCAAAGAAAACUCUCCAGACGAUGUUCACUUGGCACAGCGAUACGCGGCGCUACUUGAGAUUCUGGUCCACGCCGCCCUGGAGUCUUGUGCGAGGGGGCCAAGCGUCCGACCGGGGGAAGGCAGCCCUGCUAUUCCCCGCUAUGGUCUUAUCAACUUCGAAGACAGAAUUGAUCCCGCAGGGGAUUGGAUUUAUGGAUCAGAGUUCUGGGACUCGUUACCGGAUAUGGUGGGGUUGGACAGCGUGUCCAAUUUGUUUAUACCGGCAGAAUAG
This is a messenger RNA of Aspergillus homomorphus CBS 101889, 2068 nucleotides long. RefSeq lists its product as uncharacterized. Gene Ontology annotation, biological process: regulation of DNA-templated transcription. Lineage: Eukaryota; Fungi; Ascomycota; Eurotiomycetes; Eurotiales; Aspergillaceae. The record is from RefSeq and is a predicted model, not a curated record. Gene Ontology annotation, cellular component: nucleus. The transcript has 3 exons. Gene Ontology annotation, molecular function: zinc ion binding; DNA-binding transcription factor activity, RNA polymerase II-specific. The coding region runs from base 17 to 2068 and encodes 683 amino acids.